Schistocerca americana (American grasshopper) is the source of this 1883-nucleotide messenger RNA. RefSeq names its product transmembrane protein 68. The record is from RefSeq and is a predicted model, not a curated record. Lineage: Eukaryota; Metazoa; Arthropoda; Insecta; Orthoptera; Acrididae. Gene Ontology annotation, molecular function: acyltransferase activity. The transcript is spliced from 7 exons. The coding region runs from base 151 to 1107 and encodes 318 amino acids. Gene Ontology annotation, cellular component: membrane.
CUACGUGUGUUGACAUACAAAUGUGACCAGUAAGCAUGGCCCGUGCGUCAAUUAUUUUAAGUUUGUCACAGUAAAAGUGACGUACCGCAAGUGCAGCACACCAUACGAUUUCCUACUUUCGUAAGCAAUAAGUGUGCCAAUUUUAUAGGAAUGACAGUUUUGACAAAUGUCACAAGAUAUUUUGAAAAUGCGAUUGUUGAAUACAUAGAUGUCCACUUUACGUUGUGGUUGACAUGGCUUUUAGCGCCGCUUCUGCUUACCUUCAUGUUGCCUCUAGUCAUAUUUUUAAUGUUCUAUAUGAAUGCCGUUAUACUCUACAUUUACAAGCUACAUAGGGAACGUCUUCGACAUGCAUACGAGACAGACUUCUGGGAUGGUGCUCGGAAAACAAUUGCUGCCUUAUGGGACGCCCAUGGCUGGCUUUGGCAUGGUUAUGAAGUCAAUGGAAUGGAUAACAUCCCAGAUGAAUCACCUGCCUUAAUUGUUUACUAUCAUGGUGCUAUUCCUGUUGACUUGUAUUAUUUUAUAUCAAAGGCCUACCUUUUUAAGAAUCGUCUUAUACAUACAGUUGCAGACAGGUUCCUCUUCAAAAUACCAGGUUGGACAAUUGUAUCUGAGGUGCUGGGAGUGAUACCUGGCACAGUGCACACAUGUGCUAAUAUACUGAAGGAAAAUAACCUGCUUGCUAUUUCACCAGGCGGUGUGUAUGAAGCACAGUUUGGAGAUUCAUACUACAGACUAAUGUGGAAGAAAAGACUCGGUUUUGCAAAAGUUGCACUUGAAGCCAAAGCGCCAGUUAUCCCAAUGUUCACACAGAACUUGAGGGAAGCAUUUCGCAGUAUUGGUCUUGGUGGUCGUCUUUGGUUGAGACUAUACAACAUCACAAGGUUCCCUCUUGUUCCCAUAUAUGGGGGAUUUCCUGUUAAGCUUAAAACCCACAUUGGUAAACCAAUACCAUAUGAUGGCAGCCUCACACCAGAACAACUGCAGGCUAAGAUAGCUUCUGCUUUGGAAGAUCUUAUCCGGAAGCACCAGCGGACACCUGGAAGUAUUUUAAGGGCACUAAAGGAACGAGUUUAUGAAACGCCUAAAGAAAAAGAAACAUAAUACCUUUUCUUUUCUAUUUGCAGUGGAUUAGUGACAGAUUUUGAACAACGAUGGAGUAUUAUAUCUACUUACUGCCAUUUAUAAAUGCUAAAAAAAUGAGAAAGAGGCAACUCUUCAUUGGUGGUGUUUUUAUGAAUUAUAAUUAAUUCUCAUUGUGAUGUGUUAUUUUCACACUAACUCGUGCAUUAGAAAUAUAUAAAAGAGCCUGAUCUUAAUUUGAUGUGUGUGGAAACACUGUGCUUGAUUUAAUUUAUAUUAUUUUUGGAACUGGUGUAAGCUGGUCUUACAUGUCUUGUUUUAUCAUAAAGAAAGGAUGAUCAUUGAGUUUUUCUAUCAGGUGAUGAAUGUUUACAUUUUAGCACUUUUUCCCCUCUCUUUGUGUCAGUGGUGUAGAUUUUUCAUGAGCUUGAUUUAAACAUUAUAUUCUUCUAUGUGUAAUACAUGUUUCGGAAACAGUAUUUUGCUUCAUCAUUGAUGUAACAAAAAUACAAGAAAUGCAUAGCUAUGCAUCUUAAAACAAAGAAGCAAAGCUCCUGCUUUUCAUUUAUACAUGUUCUUAUAAUUUAUUUGCUGCCCUAAAGCAAUUGUCUCUUGAAGUAUUCACACAACAAAAAGUAAUUUUGUGAUGUAUUCAUGAUGAAGCUAACAUCAAAUUGAUUUUGAUGAUUAGUAAUACAAAUUACAAUUAUGUUGUCUAAUGAAUGGUUCAUUAAUAUUGAUUAAAAAUUAAUUGGUGAAUAGCCUUUUGUCCUUGAAGUAUUGGAAUCAAAUGAGAU